AUGGGAAAGUCGACGCGGAAAAAGUCGAAUCAAAAGGAAUGCACGUCGGAACAAAAGAGUAAAACGCAGGAGCAGAAGGAGAAAAAGCUGGAGCAAAAGGAGAGCUUGAAUCACCAGGAAAGAACGCCAGCACACGAAGAGUUGCCAGGACCAUCGAUGUCGCGGGAAGCUGAAGAGUUACCGGGACCAUCGACGUCGCGGGAAGCCGAAGGCUUACCGGGAUCAUCAACGUCGUGGGAAGCCGAAGAGUUACCGGGACCAUCGACGUCGCGGGAAGCCGAAGAGUUGCCGGGAGCGUCGACGUCGUGGGAAGCCCAAGAGUUGCUGGGAUCGUUGACGUUGUGGGAAGUCAAAGAGAUGCCGGAACCGUCGACGUCGAGGGAAGCCGAAGAGUUGCCGGGACCCUUGACGUCGCGGGAAACCAAAGAGUUGCCGAAGUCGUCGAUGUUGGGAAGAACGUUGGCAGAACUGGGGGGAGCGAGGAAAAAAGAGAAAAUUUCGGCUGCGUUCAGAGUAGUGGCGGCAGAGAUGGGG
Gongylonema pulchrum is the source of this 534-nucleotide messenger RNA. The record is from the annotation of a GenBank genome assembly. Lineage: Eukaryota; Metazoa; Nematoda; Chromadorea; Rhabditida; Gongylonematidae.